AUGCAACUGCGCAAUUUAUGGCUCAUAUUUGUGAUAAUACUUUGGCGUCCAGAAUUAAUUGAGUCCCUAACGGAGAAAGAAUAUAAACUUGGCCACAUUGUCAACGAAUUAAAUGAUAAAUUAAAAUCAGAAUGGAAUCUAUUGGUAGCUACUGAAAUAACAAACAAUUUUGAUGGACUCUUAAGGAUAACAAAUGUACCGAAGAUAUUGGUACUCGCUGAUAAAAUCGGCGACAAAUAUAAUGUUACGCAACUGCAUAGCCACAAUAUGCUGACAGUUGUCCAAGUAAAUAAAAGUGAGGAAGAAGAACUGAGUAUCAAAGUAAAUAAUAUUUUGCCAUUCUUACAUUUAACUCACAUUCUUUGGAUUUAUAAUAAUGCAACUCGCACCGACUUACAUAAAUCCGCAGAAACACAUUGGUCUUUGGGUUUUGUUAAUACUUUGUACUACACAAAUGGUGAUCUCUUCACAUACAAUCCAAUACCAAAGCUAAUUAUCGAAAUGGUAACAAGUGUUCGUGAAUACAGUGAACGAACACCAAUUAAGGAUUUUCAAGGAUACCCUUUGAAAUUGACUGUAUUCCACAAUGCGCCGAACAUCUAUCGUUAUACCGAUCGAAAUGGCAAAGUACAGGUCACCGGUACAUAUUGGAAGCCAUUGGAAAUAUUUAUUAAACAAUAUAAUUUUGAAAUGGUUUGUUUGAACUUGCCCCAUACAGGUCUGCCUAUUAUGCGUUUGAUAACAGCAAUGAAGGCAAAUGAAAUCGAUAUUAUACCCGGCACUCUUCAAUAUUGGCAUGGUUUAGAUCGUAGUCGUGUGUUAGACAAUAUCAACUAUUAUUUUGUGGUACCAUCUCCUCAGCCCGUAUCAAUGAUGUACUACUACUACCUGCCCUUUCGAAAAGGUCUUUGGCUAUUUAACAUUUUUCUUUUGAUUCUCGUAUCCCUUGUCACACAAAGUUUGAUUGCCGGACAGAGGAAGUACUAUGACAACUUUUUUCGAGCAGUAUUAUUUGUGGAAAGUUGGCUCCUGUUCCAAUACCAUUUCAUUUUAAAUGGCAAAACAAUUCUGCAGAAAACCCUCACCUUCAGUUUGAUAAUAUACGGAUUUGUUUCCAUUAAUUUUUACAUGGCCAAAUUGUCAAGCAUCCUGACCGUCAAUGUUUUUGCAACGAAAAUCGAAACAUUGGCCGACAUCGAAGCCACCAACUUGUCAUUGCUUGUCAGCAACUACACCUACAAUUACUUGCAUUCGGUUUUUGGCAUGCCUUCCGCAAUAUCGAAUAAUCUUCAAAUUACCGAUAUUGUGACCUACCACAAAUCACUCUUCGCUUUGAAUACUUCCUAUUUAUAUGUCCUGCAACAAGACAAGAUGGAAUUUAUUCUAUAUCAGCAGAAAUUUCUGAAGACACCGUUAAUGCACCACAUCGAGCUCGUCAUAUACAGUCAUCAAAAGUACUACACACCUGAUCCUGAUGCUGCUGUUAAUACCGCAGCUUCUGAUGAUGAUUACAAUGUCGACGACGAGCACGAAGACUUGGAGGAUAUUACCAUUGUUUCCAAUGCCGCUAUGAAUGCUGGUGUGCAUUACUCGUAUAUUGUUGCUUGGCUGUUUGUGCAUAUUCCACUUGAGACAUUCUUUUGUUUUAACAGCACAGGACGGCCACCGACCGACCGCUUGCAAGAAACGAUGUGUUGUUUUUCAUGUGAUGAUUGUUUGCGUCUCAAUCCCCGGGCUGAAAUGAAAGUAAAUAUGUAUUAA
Messenger RNA from Musca vetustissima, 1761 nucleotides. RefSeq lists its product as uncharacterized. The transcript is spliced from 3 exons. Lineage: Eukaryota; Metazoa; Arthropoda; Insecta; Diptera; Muscidae. The record is from RefSeq and is a predicted model, not a curated record. Bases 1 to 1761 code for a protein of 586 amino acids.